AUGGAUGCACAGCACUGCAAAAUGAAUGGUGACCCUUUCCAGGAAUCUAUGUACAUUGAAGAGUCCUCAAAUAAAAAUGGUGUGAUUUCUUUGAUUUUCUCUCUGAAAGAAGAAGUUGGGGCAUUGGCUAAAGUUUUGCGCACAUUUGAGGAAAAAGGAAUAAACCUGACCCACAUUGAGUCCCGACCUUCCCGGCUCAACAAAGAUGAGUAUGAAUUCUUCAUUAACUUGGAAGGCAAGAAUGUCCCAGCACUGGACAAGAUCAUCAAGUCCUUGAGAAAUGAUAUUGGAGCAACAGUCCAUGAGCUUUCACGAACAAAGAAGAAGGACACUGUGCCAUGGUUCCCAAGAAGCAUCCAAGAGCUGGACAGGUUUGCCAAUCAGAUCCUAAGCUAUGGAGCAGAAUUGGAUGCUGAUCAUCCUGGGUUCAAAGAUCCUGUGUACCGGGCCCGGAGGAAGGAGUUUGCAGAUAUCGCCUACAAUUACAAACAUGGCCAGCCUAUUCCUCAAGUAACCUACACAGAAGAAGAAAGAAAAACUUGGGGCACCGUCUUCAGGGAGCUGAAGAAUCUCUAUCCAACUCAUGCUUGUUAUGAACACAAUCACGUGUUCCCGCUGCUGGAGAAGUACUGUGGCUACCGGGAGGACAACAUUCCCCAGCUUGAAGAUGUUUCAAAAUUCUUGCAGACCUGCACUGGAUUUCGCCUGCGUCCUGUUGCAGGCUUGCUGUCCUCUAGGGAUUUCUUGGCUGGGCUGGCAUUCCGAGUAUUCCACUCUACACAGUAUAUUCGCCAUGCAUCCAAACCUAUGUACACACCAGAGCCUGAUAUUUGUCAUGAGCUGCUAGGACAUGUGCCUCUUUUUGCUGAUCCCAGUUUUGCUCAGUUUUCGCAGGAAAUUGGACUGGCAUCUCUGGGAGCUCCGGAUGAUUUCAUCGAGAAACUUGCUACGGUUUAUUGGUUUACAGUGGAGUUUGGACUAUGCAAGGAAGGUGACUCACUCAAGGCAUACGGUGCAGGGUUGCUGUCUUCAUUUGGGGAGCUGCAGUAUUGUUUGUCAAGUAAGCCUGAGAUUCAGCCUCUUGUCCUGGAGAAGACUGCUGUGCAGAAGUACCGUGUUACUGAGUUCCAGCCUACUUACUAUGUUGCUGAAAGUUUUAAAGAUGCAAAAGAAAAGCUAAGGAAAUUUGCUCAAACAAUCCCUCGUCCUUUCUCUGUUCGGUACAAUCCCUACACCCAGAGGAUUGAAGUCUUGGACAAUGCAAAGCAGCUGAAGAAUUUAGCUGACACUAUCAAUAGUGAGAUGGGGAUCCUUUGCAAUGCCCUCCAGAAGAUAAAAUGAAGAUUUGAUGUAACAUACCAAUCAUUGGCUACAUGUAACAUACCAAUCAUUGGCUACUGACUAGAAGUGCCAUGUGAAAAUGCCAGUCUUCAUCUAGCCUUUGUCUAUUAUCUUCCUGUGUACUGCAUGAAUGCCUAUGAUAUAUAUAUUAAUUACUAUAGAUUAGCAGAGAA
Messenger RNA from Nestor notabilis (Kea), 1514 nucleotides. RefSeq names its product phenylalanine hydroxylase (gene PAH). The record is from RefSeq and is a predicted model, not a curated record. Bases 1 to 1341 code for a protein of 446 amino acids. Gene Ontology annotation, molecular function: phenylalanine 4-monooxygenase activity; iron ion binding. Lineage: Eukaryota; Metazoa; Chordata; Aves; Psittaciformes; Psittacidae. Gene Ontology annotation, biological process: L-phenylalanine catabolic process; L-tyrosine biosynthetic process. The transcript has 13 exons.